CUCCAACAAGCACGUGUCUCGGCUCGUCUGCCCUUCGCCGUAACGCCGUCUCCAGCACCACCCAAAGCGAAUCCUCGGCAAUGGCGCCACUCCUCUCCCACGCGACCCCCCAAACCAUAGCACCAGUUCCACGCGGCCGCCACCGCCUCGCGCCCAAACCCCCCGCCGCCGCGGCGUUCAUCCGCGGCCUCUUCCCAUCCCGCCCGCCGCCGGCGAAGGCCGAUCUCCUCCGCCUCAUCGCCGACCAGCGCCGGGGCCUCGACACGCAGUCCGACCCCUCCCGCCUCGCCGACAUCGUCUCGUGCAUCGACGCGCUAGCCGCCUCUGCCCCAGGAGCCGAUACCGUCUCCGACGCCGCCAUGCUCUCCGGCACCUGGCGCCUCCUCUGGACCACCGAGCGGGAGCAGCUCUUCAUAGUGCGCAACGCCCGCGCGUUCCGCACCGCCGCCGGCGACGUGCUCCAGGUCAUCGACGUCCCCGGUGGGGGCCUCAACAACGUAAUCACCUUCCCGCCCUCCGGCGCAUUCGUCGUCAACGGCGACAUCGAGGUCCAGCCGCCCCAGCGAGUCAAUUUUAGGCAGGUUCACUCGCGCUGUGCUGAGAGGGAGCAAUUGGGAGGUCCCUUUUCCACCGUUUGGGAAAGGAUGGUUUGACACUAUCUAUUUGGAUGAUGAAAUCCGAGUAGCCAAGGACAUAAGAGGGGAUUAUUUGGUUGUUGAGCGUGCUCCAUAUUCUUGGAAUGGAUAGAUGCUGAAGUUCAAAGCUGAUCUUAUCCACUUACACUUCAUGUGAUGUGCCUAGGAACAAGAGAUGAUUUGGAGGACCUUAUGCUUUCCCAGCAAAGUCUCCAUGCCUCUUACUAUGACAUUUAUUUCCCUGUACAAUGUUAUGUUCGACAGGUAUUAUGUGGUAAGUUUGAUUCAUACUGUAAUUGCUGUAAGAUCGUCUCUGAAGAAAUUGGUUUAAGGAAGUUAAUAUUGUCCACAUAUGUUUUCCUAUGUGAAAGAACGCCAACCUUCUCUAAUAUGUGAGGUGGUUUGACGUGUGCUGAUGCCGUCCAUCAGGCUUUAGAAGGCUUUUGAAUGCAAUAUGAAAUGGUACAGAAGGAUCAACCACCCUUCUACUUUUUGAACUCAGUAUUGUAUUGUUAUGGCCCAUGAUAUCAUUGUCAUGAUGUAAUUAUGAGCAAUUCUAGUUUUCUUUUGUCAUGAUGUAAUUAUGGGCAAUUGUAGUUUUCUUUUGUUAGUUUUACUUUGCCCAUUGGUUUCAGCUUAAAAAGCUGGGCAGACCAAGCUUUAAGUAGUGGUUUUGUGCAUGUGGCAUUUCUUCUCAUGCAAUCAGGUCAAUGAAUAAGAUCAUCUAUGUAAGAACACUAUUGUGGUCUUGCUUUCUCUUAAAAUGGCUUUUCCUUUGUAUUGAUGAAGCUGUGGAGUCUAUGAUCUUCAAACCCAACUUUGCUUUGGGGAAAGUAGCAAAUAUAAUGGUGCAGGCUUAAUAUUGAGGAAAAUAAGAUACCAGAUCUAUAACCACUUGCUAACUGAUUCUAGGAGAGCGUCUCAGAUGUCUGAGGAUUUUUCCUGCCAGUUAACCACUUUGAUCUGAUGAGUUCAUGGUCGGGAUUGGACUCUAUCUUCUAGUAUAUUCCCUGUGGAGUCCAAAUGGAAUUUGCAGUGCAAUGGGUCUCAGCUACUCGUCAAAAGUUAUUUCCAGCCUGACUGCUCUCUGUUGUUGGUUCUUCCAUUUAAGAGAGGUCCGUUUUUAUGUGAUGGGCUGAUGGGACAUCACUACUAGUAUGGUAUUUGAGGUUCCAAGUCGCAGUCGCACAGCAUUGAGGCUUUAGGUGGACAGGUUGGACCAUGGCCCUGGGCCAGGCUAUAUAGUGGUGCAGCAUUUGCUCCUGCAAGAUUGUGUGGUGAUGGGUAUUUUGUGUAAGGGUAACAUGCUGGCUCACUGGCUAAUCAGCAGCUCCAGGCCCAGCACAGCAUUUCUUUUGGUAUGUUUGACCACCAUUUUGGGAUCUUUGGUAAAUGGCAGGUAUUGAUCUUCUUCUAAUAAGAAGUAAUUCUUUUGAAA
Phragmites australis (common reed) is the source of this 2073-nucleotide messenger RNA. Its product is annotated as probable plastid-lipid-associated protein 11, chloroplastic. The transcript is spliced from 5 exons. The coding region runs from base 81 to 653 and encodes 190 amino acids. The record is from RefSeq and is a predicted model, not a curated record. NCBI's taxonomy places the organism in Eukaryota, Viridiplantae, Streptophyta, Magnoliopsida, Poales, Poaceae.